Molecule: messenger RNA, 2863 nt
Organism: Oryza brachyantha (malo sina)
Lineage: Eukaryota; Viridiplantae; Streptophyta; Magnoliopsida; Poales; Poaceae
Product: pentatricopeptide repeat-containing protein At2g22410, mitochondrial-like
Exons: 4
Coding region: 81-2075 (664 amino acids)
Biological process (GO): RNA modification
Molecular function (GO): protein binding; RNA binding
Source: RefSeq, a predicted model, not a curated record
CGCGCCUCGUCGCCGCGCCGCCCGUGCGAGGCAUGGCCUGACGGAGUCGCGCCGCACCGCGCAGAGCAGACACGGGGGCCAUGGCGACCUCUCACGUCCCACUCCCGCCCCCUCCUCCUCUCGCCACCCCGCUGCCGGCGGCGGCGGCGGCGGCUCUGCCCCGGCCGGCGUGGAACACCAACCGGAACCUCGUGGUGACCCACCCGCUGCUCUCCCUCCUCGAGUCGUGCGCCUCCUUCCGCCGCCUCCUCCAGCUCCACGCGCUCCUCACCGUCACGGGCCUCGCCGCCCACCGCUUCCCGGCCUCCCGCCUCCUCGCCUUCUGCGCGCUCUCCACGCCGCCCCGCCUCGCCCACGCCGCGGCGAUCCUCGCCCGCGCGUCGCCGGGGCCGAACGCCUACAUGAUCGACACCAUGAUGCGCGGCUUCCUCCGCGCCCGCCUACCCCGCCGCGCGCUCGGCCUCUUCCGCCGCGUCUUCCGGGACCGCCUCCCCACCGACGCGCGCACGUUCGUUUUCGCGCUCAAGGCCGCUGCCGAUUCGGAGCACGGCUCGCCCUCAGGCGGCGAGGCCGUCCACUGCGCGGCCCUCAAGUGUCGGUUCCUUGGCGAGAGCGUGCUCGUGGGGAAUGCGCUGGUGCACUUCUAUGCAAACCACAGGUUACUGGGGGAUGCAGCCAAGGUGUUUGAGGAAAUGCCUGAGAGGGAUGUGGUCUCUUGGACGACGCUGGUGGAUGGCUAUGCGCGGGCAGGCUUGGCAGAUGAGGCAUGGAGACUCUUCUGCAGGAUGGUUGUGAUUGAGGGCAUGCGGCCGAACGAGGUGACGCUGGUGGCCGCAGUCUCUGCGGUUGGGCAGAUGGGGUUGCUAGCGCUAGGGGUGAUGGUGCACAGGUAUGUUGCAGACGGUGAUGUUGCUCGGAGUGUCAAUUUAGAGAAUGCACUAAUGGAUAUGUUUGGGAAGUGCGGCUCUGUGAGAUCUGCUAAGGAGGUUUUUGAUAGCAUGGUGGUUAAGGAUGUCUACUCCUGGACGAGCAUGGUUAAUGCUUAUGCAAAGUGUGGUGAUUUGGAAAGCGCAGAACAACUAUUUGAGGAUAUGCCAAGGAGGAAUGUGGUCUCCUGGAGUUGUAUGAUCGCAGCGUAUUCACAGUUGAAUCAGCCUGAAGAAGCUGUACGGUUAUUCAUGGAGAUGAUUGCGGAAGGUGUGGAUCCAGUUGAUGCUACCCUUGUGAGUGUUCUAUCAGCGUGUGCUCAAUUAGGUUGCUUGGAUCUUGGCAGGUGGAUAUAUGUGAGAUACAUUGCGAGCAAUAAGAUUGAGCUUACCAUUAAUUUAGGUAAUGCGUGCAUUGAUAUGUUUGCAAAAUGUGGGGAUGUAGGUCAAGCAUCAAGGUUAUUUGAUGAGAUGACAGAGAGGAAUGUAGUGAGUUGGAACACAAUGAUCAUGGCCCAUGCCGUGCAUGGUCAGUCUGAAGAAGCUAUUCGUUUAUUUGAGCAACUAAAAGGAGCAAAUGUUGAGCCUGAUGGGAUCACUUUCCUGGGAUUACUUUCUUCAUGCAGUCACCGUGGGUUAGUUUCAGAAGGACGACGUUAUUUCAAAGAAAUGAAAAUGUUUUAUAGGAUUGAACCCAGGGUUGAACAUUAUGCAUGCAUGAUUGAUCUUUUGGGUAAAGUUGGGCUUCUAGAGGAGGCAUUUGAAGUUGCACGGGGUAUGCCGAUGGAAGCUGAUGAGGCUGGUUGGGGUGCUCUUUUAAAUGCAUGCAGAAUGCAUGGCAAUUUAGAGAUUGGUGCAUGUGUUGCAGAUAAGCUUGUAGAAUUGGAUCCUUCAGACAGUGGAAUCUAUGUACUUAUGAGCCAAAUAUAUGCAAGUAAAAGUAAAUGGGAUCAGGUGAAGAUGCUGAGGAUGAUGAUGAGAGAUAGAGCGGUAAAGAAGAAUCCUGGCUGUAGUUCUAUCGAGGUUGAAGGAAGGUUCCAUGACUUUUUGGUGGCAGAUGUUUCACAUGCUCGUUCAGAAGAUAUCUAUGCAGCAUUGAAGAAUAUUUACUUCCAUUUAAAACAAGAAGGUUAUGUUCCCCCAACUUGACUGUGGUGAAAAUUGCUUGUUUCUCAUCGUUCAUGUACCUCAUAACAACCUUCACUGUAGAAGGAAAAGGAAAAUCUAGCAGAAGACAUGAUUUUACGAAUCUAAAGCUCAAAAUCCUACUGACAAAUUUUCAUUAAUAACCUACGUUGUUCAUGAAUCAUGGCCUGCAAGUGAGAUAAAAAUUAUACGGCAAGUGAGAAAAAGGUAGUGCAAGUCUGACGAAGAACUGCAGUGACUGUCAUGUGCUGAGCCUAUUCUGGAUUUUGGACGAGAUAUAUCAUAACAAGUAACUUCAGUGUUGUUAAGAAGCUUGAUUGAACCGAGGCUUGUUUCUUGCCUUAUUUGUUGUAAACAAACUCAGGCAAUUCCAGACGACAUGCCACAGAGUUUUUACUGUGUGAAGCAGAUCCCCUGCAAUGCCCAAAAUGCUCAUCCAGAAAACGCCUUUCUUAAGGCGAUUCAGUUCCAGAUUGGCAGUCAUGGCCUGCGUGCCUCCCGCUGCGGCGCCGUGGAGCUCGGCACCACCCUUCCUUAAUGCAGAAGAGGGAGCAAGGACGAUACAUUCACUGCCCAGCUGAAUGCCUCAGUUUCAUUGAAUCCAGCAGAGCAGCGCAGAGCUGUACUGCUGUGAAGUGCAGUAUGUACUCGAUCAUAUGCCACGGCGAUGCUGCACCGUCGUCCUCUUCUCCAAGCUGCAACAGGUUUUUCUUUCAACAGCCACCUGCCCUUUGAGCACGGGGGCAUGCAUGGAAGCACCAGCUAGAUAGACUGCCCUAGUGGAGAAGGCU